Molecule: messenger RNA, 943 nt
Organism: Brassica napus (rape)
Lineage: Eukaryota; Viridiplantae; Streptophyta; Magnoliopsida; Brassicales; Brassicaceae
Biological process (GO): meiotic sister chromatid segregation; maintenance of meiotic sister chromatid cohesion
Cellular component (GO): chromosome, centromeric region
Source: RefSeq, a predicted model, not a curated record
AUGAUGAAAAGAUCUUCCUUUAGUCACAAGACGCCGCAUAGUCUCUCUGAUAUCACUAACUCUCAGUCUCAAGACGAGUUUAAUCAUCAAGAAACUGAUUUAGAGCGGAGUGAACAAUCAAUUAAAAAGAGCAAAACAAUUGAGUUAAGCAGAUACGAACUGAGGAAUCUACGUGAAGGCAUUCACAAAUUGAAAGUGCAAAAUUGGAGUCUUGCUCAAACCAAUUUCCAACUUUUAGCUGAGAUCAAUUUAGCUAGAAACAAGGUGAAAGCUUUGAACCCCGAGGUUACUUGCAAAAAUGCUUUUCUUAAGGCUACAUAUUGUGAACAAGAGAAAGACGAAAACACACAACCAAGAAAUGCACCAGCAGCUCAGAAUGUGCUUAAAAUUUCGGAUGAAGAAUCGGAGAAACCUUCGGUACCAAACAGAAGGCGAUACAUCAGAGGCAAAUCAAUAGGAGCAUCAACUGCGCACAAGAUUGAGGGAGAAAAAGAGAAAUCAGAAACCAAAAGGAGGCAGUUAAGAAGGAAAUCAGCGAGAGUGAGAUCAGCGACACAAGAAGUGAUUGAUAAUCUGUUUGAGAUCGAAGAUCUUCAGCUUACAAUGCCUAAUGCUCAACAAGAUAACUUGACAUUCGCAUCACAUUAUAGUCCAAACAAGAAAGAUGAUGAUUUACAAAGAAGAGACAUUCUUAGAAGACAUCAAGAUUGUAACGUUGGUCGAUUCCCGGUGGAUCGACUAUUUGGUAAAGCAGUUGAGAGGAUACAUUCUUACCGUACUAUAUAAUGUCUUGAUAUUAGAGCAAUGGUUAUGUUUUUAGAUUCUACGGAGACUCUUUACAACAAUGUUUCAUUGUCUUUAGUAGAUGCAAACUAACAGUUGAUCUUUUACGAUCUGCACACAGCGCACUCAUUUAUUAAAGCAAACUAUUUGACCUCGAAAA